Messenger RNA from Lymnaea stagnalis (great pond snail), 17103 nucleotides. NCBI's taxonomy places the organism in Eukaryota, Metazoa, Mollusca, Gastropoda, Lymnaeidae. The record is from the annotation of a GenBank genome assembly.
GUACGUUGUUAGACCAGUCGUUGGUGAUGAUGCUGUCAUCACUGAACAGUCGACGGGUAAAUGGCCGUAGUCGUGGAUCUGAAUCAUCUUCUUUUUUUAAAUUUCUAUUUGACAUCAUAUUAAAUGUAGUGUUUCUUGAACUUGGCGAAUUGGUUCGAUCAAAGCCGACGGCAAUUUUAUUGAUUGAUCGAUGUAUUGAGACAGUAGUAGUUGUCACAGUUUGCGUGAAUAUAUUCUCUGUGGGCCAUACUGCGUGUGUUCAUAUUUUGGAGUUAAAAGAUAGAGCCAUCUUAAAAUAGUUGACUGCUAAAACUUCAACGAUUUGUGAUUUGAAAGACGAAGUGCAACUAACUGUGUCGUUGUGUUGCCUCGGGCUGGCGACAUGGGUGAACUACUGAUGUUAUCUUAGACUGUCAUGAAUCACCUGGAUUCUUGUGGCACGUGUUCUUGCCGCGCGUCGAUUUGUUAAUGACAAUGAUGUCCGAGUGUUACGUAGAUCUGGUGCCGUUUGUGAGCAGUCCGAGGAAAUGGAACACCGGAGAUGGGAUUAACAACAAUGACCACUGCGUGCUGGACAUGGGGACUAUUCACACUCAAGGUGAGAUGUGGGGGGACCAUUCACACACACCAGGUGAGACAUUAGGGAAAACUCAGACACACAAGAUAAGACAAAGGGGGACAACUCACACAAACACAAGGUAAGACAAAGGGGACAACUCACACAAACACAAGGUAAGACAUGGGGGACUAUUCACACACAAUGAGAGACAUGGGGGGGGGGGCUACUCGUUCAUGGUAAGACAUGGGGGACAACCCACACACACAAGUCCAGGAAUGGGGUACAACUCACACACAUAAGGUAAGACAUUGGGACUAUUCACACUAAAGAUAAGACGUGGGGACUAUUCAAACACAAGGUAAGACAUGGGGACUAUUCACACUAAAAGUAAGACAUGGGGGACAUUUUACACACUUAUCUCAAUACAUGAGGGAAAAAUCACACACACAACUCAAGACAUGGGGGACAACUCACUCACGCAGAAGGUAAUAAAUAGGGGAUAACUCACACUAGAGACCGACCGAAAGUGAUUUUCUGAAUUCGGCCGAAGACGAAAAUAGGCCGAAAGUUUAAAAAUGACUUUCGACCGAAACCGAAAAUGAAAUAUUUAAGAAUUUUCAAAUUCGUUCCCGCAUACAUUCUGCAUGCAUCGAAAAUGAUGGGGGAAAGUAUAAAUAUUUGCAUUCGUUUUAUUAAAAAAUGCGAUAAUCGUGAAUAUUAAUAAAUAAGCAUUCUAAUAUUACAUCUUGUUGUUAAAGAUGGUUUAGAUUUUUCUUAAAGAUCACUUAGUUUGUUGUUAAAGAUCGUUUAGUUUUUUGUUAAUGAUCGCUUUAUUUGUUUUAAAGAUCGGUUAGUUUGUUCAUAAAGAUGGCUUUGUUUGUUGCUAAAAAUCGUUUAUUUUGUUUUUUAAGAUCGCUUAGUUUUUUCUUAAAGAUCCCUUAGUUUUUGUUUAAAGAUCUUUUAGUUUGUUCUUAAAGAUCAUUAGUUUGUUUUUAUAGAUCUUUUAGUUUGUUAUUAAAAAUCGUUUAGUUUGUUCUUAAAGAUCGCUUAUUUUGUUGUUGAAGAUCGCUUAGUUUUUUUCAUAAUGAUCGCUUAGUUUGUUCUUAUAGAUAAUUGAUUUUGUUCCUUAAGAUCGAAUAGUUUGUUAUUAAAAAUCUUUUAGUUUGUUCCUAAAGAAAAUUUAGUUUUCUGUUAAAGAUCACUUAGUUUAUUCGUAUAAAUUAUUUAGUUUACUAUUAAAGAUCAUUUGUUUUGUUCUUAAAGAUCAUUUAGUUCGUUCUUAAAAAUCGCUUAGUUUGUUCUUUAAGAUCGUGUAGUUUUUUAAAUUAAAGAUCGCUUAUAUUGUUCUUAAAGAUCGCUUAGUUUGUUUUAAAGAUCAUUUAGUUUGUUCUUAAAUGUCGCUAAAGUUUGUUGUUAAAUAUUGCUUUCGCUGAGUAUAAAAUGGUAUAAAAUGACCGAAAACCUCAGAAAACCGGAAAAAAACGAAAGUUAUCUUUUCUCUUUCGGCCGAAACCGAAACUUGGCCGAUAAAAUGUCUACUUUCAGCGCCGAAGCCGAAACUCGGUCGGGCUCUAACUCACACACACACACAAGUCAAGACAUUGGGGGGGGGGGUAAAAACACACACAAGUCAAGACAUGGGAUACAACUCACACACACACAAGUCAAGACAUGGGGUAUAAAAUGUCUACUCUCAGCGCCGAAGCCGAAACUCGGUCGGGCUCUAACUCACACACACACACACAAGUCAAGACAUUGGGGGGGGGGGUAAAAACACACACAAGUCAAGACAUGGGAUACAACUCACACACACACAAGUCAAGACAUGGGGUACAACUCACACACACGCAAGUCAAGACAUGGGGUACAACUCACACCCACACAAGUCAAGACAUGGGGUAUAACUCACACACACACAAGUCUAGACAUGGGGUACAACUCACACACACAUCAGGCCCGUUCUUAGGCAUACGCUGACUACGCAUCCGCGUAGGGCCCCGAACGUGAGGGGGGGGCCCGUGAGGCGCCCUCGAUCCCCCGGUUUUUUUUUAAAGUGGCACUGCAGCCGUCUGUGUCACUCACGUUACCUUCCUCAUCCUGAAGUUUAUCAUUCUGGGUUGAAUUCUGAGGCAGGGGAAGGGAAGCCGGGGGCGAUCUCCUUCCUCAAAAUAAGGAAAUAAGUGCCACCAGAGCCAUUCUUAGGCAUAUAGGCAAACUAGGCAACCGCCUGGGGCCCCACUACCACCUGCAUGUCCAUAUAUUUCAGAAGUACACAUUUUCUAUUGUGGCGGAAUUAUCAAUAUGGUUAGUGGUUACACGCGAGCAAAGAGGAAACAUUGAUGAAGGCAGAAUGGAGGUGCCGCAGUGGUGGGUGGUGUUUUCUCCUCAGCUCGAGGGAGCUCCAACCCCGGACCCCCCCCCCCUUUCGGGGCCCCCAACUUACGCUCCAUGCUUAGGGUCCCCAAACUCCUAUAAGAACGGCUCUGCACACACAAGUCAAGGCAUGGGGUACAACUCACACACACACAAGUAUUGAACUGGAACACUCGAUACCCCCGUUGUCACUCUGUUAUCUGCCACUGACUCUAGUGCCACGGGUUUGAUACACAGACCUCCAUCAUAUUUAGUACCUCAGUAAACUGUUACAAUGCAUCAUUAUUUGUGAUACCUUUUGAUAGAGGAUAUCUCCCUUUUCAUGUCUUAUCUUAUAAAUGAUUAUGCGAUUAAUUUAUCUUUUAUAUUUGAGAACUCAUUUAUUAUUCGAUGUAUUUUGUAUUUGUGAUAUUACUUUUCUCUGUGAUAUCCGAUCUUUAAAGAUAUUAAUAUUGCUUCUAUUUUUUGUAUUUCUACUUCCACUUGGGAGUAUAACUCUUCUGCGUGGGACGACUCGUCUAGCCGGGAUAUCUCCUUCAUUGUUGGAAAGUUAUUCCCCUGGACAACUGAUGGCGUUACUUUACGCCCGCUGGCCGGGCACCCGAAAGCCUCGCCACAUGAACUCCUGUCAUCCGUGAUGUGGUUGUGACGUGGCUAGUGUUGUAUCAUGACUUCAAGUUAGUCACAGAUCUUUUUAUCGUGUCCACCUUUACCCAGGCAACCCGGACACAUAUCCGUGUGGGUGUCGCAUGUCCACGUGCCGCGGUGAAGGCUUUAAUGUUUCUCAGCGCUGGGGGUGCCAUUUGAAGAUUAUUAUCUGGGGGACAUUGCGUCUCUUUCAGAAAGGGGUGUAUUUAUUUACUUUUCAAAAGGUUGGACAGGUCGCCUUUCAACUUCCCGUUAGUGUUUAGUCCCGUACCGGCGUACCGCCCUCUAUCCACCCAUUGUCCUGUUCCAUCCUCCAUCUGUCCAUAGUCCCGUACUGCCCUCCAUCCAUAGUUACAAACUAAAAUAAAAAAGAGUAGGUUGAGUAAGAAAAUAACAUUUCAAUUUUUAAGACGAGUCAAGAAAAAACUAUUUUUUACGUGAUAAUUCGGGUCCGUAAAAUCAGAUCGCGUUAUAAGCUUGGUCGCGUUAUUGCAAUAUUGUUGCAAUAUAAUGUGCGAGUUGAAGUGGGAAUUUUAGUAGGACUAUUUAAAAUUCAUUUUUUCUCUUGUGGUUAGUUAGUGAACCAUGCAUGUGAUGUUGAUUUUGUACUAGUCUUAGUGGAUUUGUGAUAGAGUUGUACAACAGAGAAUAUGUGUUUAGCAUAAUAUUUUUAUUUUUUUUUAUUUACCGGUACUUUGAAGAGAAAAAAAUCGCCAAUGAAAAUGGGAGCCAUGCCAACAGGAGAAGUUUUCCCGUUCUCGCUGAAGCGGGGUUUCGGUAUAUCCAAAGCUGUUUCCCACUUAUUCCUUGCGGUCCGGUUGAUUGGGCAUUUUUUUAAAGUGAUUGCCAUCAGCAUCAUUCAAUGCAUCGCUUUAUUGCAUAACACGUUCAAUCCCUUUGUCUUAAAAGGCUGUGGAAUCGAAACUCAAUCUUUCGCUUCUUCGUGUUUGUCAAGAACUUUAGCCCACCCCCUUUGUUUUUUCCAUGUUUUUUUCUUUGCGUUAUUUCACAGGCAGGAUAAAUAUGCAUAUAGAAAUGUAAAAAUUUAGUUUAAAUUCAUGCAAUUUGUGUGGUUUUUUUCCUUCUGAUUGAUGGGGGCAUUAGCGAAAAGUUGUUUUUUUUCCUUCUGAUUGAUGGGGGCAUUAGCCGAAAAGUUGUUUUUUUUUCCUUCUGAUUGAUGGGGGCAUUAGCCGAAAAGUUGUUUUUUUCCUUCUGAUUGAUGGGGGCACUAGCCGAAAAGUUGUUUUUUUCCUUCUGAUUGAUGGUGGCAUUAGCCAAAAAGUUUUUUUUUUUAAAACUAAAGCUUAACAUUUAAAUGUUUUAAAAAAAUAAAAAAGUUUUCCUAAAUUGUUUGUGUCUUAUUGUUGUUUUUCUAUGCGACACCUCUGGUUUGACCCCCGCCUUUGGGGGUAAGGAGGCACCCCACGUUUGUAGUUGGUCGGUGUUACAAACCGGUAUCUUACCAAGGUUCGUUGGAUUCGUUUGUCUAGGGGUUAUUGUAUUAACUACACAAACCGUAGACUCUUGGAAUGAAGUAUCUUUACUAACCAAACUAACAUUGUCCACUGCCAUUGCUCAAUCACAACACAACUACACCACAAUACGUCAUGUCCCCCUUACGCACAAUACGUCACAAAAUACCAAACAUUUCAUAGCGACAUCUACCCAAAUACUCUCCAAACAACACGCCAUCACCAUAUACAUACUAGUCCUUAACAGUCGGGGCACUGGCCAAACAAAGGUUUGGGAAGCACUGACAUAGAGGUCAAAGAUUGCCGUGGUUUUAUGGGCUCAUUUAAUGUUUGCAAUUAUUUGGAGUGUAACAUGUUCAUGCGAUAUUCCGGUAUAACUCCGUGGCUGGCCGAACAUUGGCGCUGUUGCACACGUUGAAAUAGUCUUGUUUUUAAUUUUAGGGUGAUUUUAUUGUUCAACUAUUUACGCUCAGAUGUGUCACUGGCCACUGGGUCUAUGUCAAACUGACAGACAGCCAGCCGACAGACAGCCAGCCGCCAGAAGUGUAGCUGGGGGGGGGGGGCAGGGGGGACAUGCUAGUUAGUAGCGCCAAAAUGGGCUUUGAUAUUACUUUAUUGAUGAAAAUAAUGGGUUUGAGGGUUGAAAAAAAAAGAAAUCACUGGCCACUGGGUCUAUGUCAAACUGACAGACAGCCAGCCGACAGACAGCCAGCCGCCAGAAGUGUAGCUGGGGGGGGGGGGCAGGGGGGACAUGCUAGUUAGUAGCGCCAAAAUGUGCUUUGAUAUUACUUUAUUGAUGAAAAUAAUGGGUUUGAGGGUUGAAAAAAAAAGAAAUGGAGGCGCUUUAAAAGGAAACUUUUUCCCGGGCGCCAAACACACGCCAGAAUGUUCUGUUACCAUGUCACACGCCAGAAUGUUCUAUGUUACCAUGUCACACGCCAGAAUGCUCUAUGUUACCAUGUCACACGCCAGAAUGCUCUAUGCUACCAUGUCACACGCCAGAAUGUUCUAUGCUACCAUGUCACACGCCAGAAUGCUCUAUGCUACCAUGUCACACGCCAGAAUGUUCCAUGCUACCAUGUCACACGCCAGAAUGCUCUAUGCUACCAUGUCACACGCCAGAAUGUUCUAUGCUACCAUGUCACACGCCAGAAUGUUCUAUGCUACCAUGUCACACGCCAGAAUGUUCUAUGCUACCAUGUCACACGCCAGAAUGUUCUAUGCUACCAUGUCACACGCCAGAAUGUUCCAUGCUACCAUGUCACACGCCAGAAUGUUCUAUGCUACCAUGUCACACGCCAGAAUGUUCCAUGCUACCAUGUCACACGCCAGAAUGUUCUAUGCUACCAUGUCACACGCCAGAAUGCUCUAUGCUACCAUGUCACACGCCAGAGUGCUCUAUGUGACUAGCCUUCCCACUUGUAAUCCAACGAUGUAAACGGAUAUACUCUGUCACACGCCGAGUGCUCUAUGCUAUUAGACUUCAGACUUGUAAUCCCAACGAUGUUCUGUUGCGUUUUGUUUUGUUUUUUUCUGUGGCAGAAAUGUCUUUAGCAGAAGACACUAUCGCACCAUCUCACUUACACCAGUAAUGACCAUUCCAAUACUACCCCCCCUCCCCUCCUCGGCACCGCUAUCUCCCUGGUUUCUCUGUUGAAUGUGAUUUAUUUUUAGCACCCCGUAAUGUGCUUCAUUUUUAGCACCCUGUCUAACGCUAAAAACGACUCAAACGUAAUGGUUGCCGGACAGCUUCUGUCUUGAGCGCGGAAACAUUUGAUGACACGCAGUGUUAGCGCUGCACUUUUAGUUGUUGUUUAUGAGGAAACGAAUAAGCGAAAGUGGGAAGGGGGUGGGGGUGGGGUGGAGGCGGGUGUGUGUUAAGCCGACAACAUUAAUGGCUGUGAUAAUAUCGAUCUGAGGGGAACAUUCUUCUAGUUAAACCUCCGUACCUGAUGGAAAUGGAAGGCAGUUCAGUGUAUGUUGUAAAAGGACUGCAGUGUCUUGCGUAAAUAGACUAAUGUGUAUGUUGCAAAUGGAUGAUAAUUUCUGUUGUAAAUGGACCAAAAUUUCUGUUGUAAAUGGACUAACAUGUAUGUUGUAACUUGACUGAAAUGUAUGUUCUGACUGGACCGAAAUGUCUGUUGUAAAUGGACGUAGACGUAGGCCUAAAUGUUAAAGUUUAUUUAUAAUUGAGACAAGAAAGUCAGCAAACAAGAAAUGUCAUCUGGAUGUUUUUGAAAUUUUCAAUUAGUAUAUGAGCUAGACAUGGGGGCACACACAUACAAAGCCAAUUUAUGCCCGUUGGCCCAAAUGUUGAUAAACAUGAUAUUUUUAUUCUGAGAAAAUCCACGCGAUAAAUGUCUAUGUUACAAUGAUAAUUCACUCUGUCUACCAUGAUAUUCACUUUGACGGAUUUACCACGAUAAUCAUUUUUGACUAAUUUAUCAUGAUAAUUCACUUUGACUAAUUUACCAUGAUAAUUCUGACUAAAUUACCUUGAUAAUUCUGACUAAUUUACCAUGAUAAUUCCCUUUUACUAAGUUGCUAUGAUAAUUUGUUCUGUCUUAAAUACCAUGAUAAUUUAUUUUGACUAAUUUACCAUGAUACUUCACUUUGAAUAAGUUACCAUGAUACUUCACUUUGACUAAUUUACCAUGAUAAUUCACUUUGACUAAUUUACCAUGAUACUUCAUUUUGACUAAGUUACCUUGAUAAUUCACUUUGACUAAUUUACCAUGAUACUUCAUUUUGACUAAUUUACCAUGAUACUUCACUUUGACUAAUUUACCAUGUUACUUCACUUUGACUAAUUUACCAUGAUACUUCACUUUGACUAAUUUUCCAUGAUACUUCACUUUGACUAAUUUACCAUGAUACUUCACUUUGACUAAGUUACCUUGAUAAUUCACUUUGACUAAGUUACCUUGAUAAUUCACUUUGACUAAUUUACCAUGAUAAUUCACUUUUGUCUAAGUUACCAUGAUAAUUCAACAUCAUUUUUGUUCAUUCUAGGUGUGACAAUGGCAACCUAUUGUGCCUCCAAAAACACAGUUGACCUGGCCAUCGAUCCCUUGAUAUUAUGUAAACUAUGCCUGUCGGAGUGUCCUCUGGUGGAUAUGUAUGAACUGCUGGAGUGCAAGUGCCUGUUCUGUGAAAUGGUCAGUACCGGUCAGUACAGUCAGUACCGGGUAGUUGUUAGUUUCCACCAAUCCCACUCAUGGAAAGAUGGGAUUUAUCAGUUCAAAUCAAUCGAGAGUUGAACUUUCAAAAGUACUGCAUUCUGUUAUGAACCAGAAAUUACCAGUUCAUUACCUUCGUUGUCUAGGUUAAUUAAGCUACUUAACCAACCAAUGUUUUAUAGAACAAACGUCUCUAUUAAAUACACAACUCUGACAAUCUAACACUCCAUCACUGCUAUCAUUCCAAAACCAUAGCACCAACUAAGACAUCAUAUCCCCUUACCCAAAUAGUCACAAAAUCCCAGCAUAUAGAUACAGCUACACAUAUACUCUCUACACUAAACGCCUUUUCCAUACCCAACAUUCAGGCCCCUAUAUCUAGUUCACAACACCUGCUUAUAAAUAACUUAUCAAUGUGACCUUAAAUUAGAGAAACUAUUGGAACAAGAGAGCUAACUAAAUACAUAAUAGUAUAGAGAAUUUAAAAUCAAUAUGAAUUGGAUUUCUACAAAUGAUCUGAAUUUAUCAUGAAAAUAUUAAUGAAUUUUAUAGAACAAUUUAUUAUACAGGAAGUUUUUAAUUUUUAAAAAAUAGGCAGUUUUUAGAUUUUAUAAAAUAUAACAUUUUAUGUAAGCUUUUUAAUAAAAAUAGAUGGUUUGUCAUGUGACUUGUUUUCUUUUAUUAUUUUUAAAACUUUACUUGUAGAUAUCUUCAUUUUAAAAGGAACUUAAUUGAUAUUUAAUAAAAAUUUAUUUAAUAAAUACAAAUAACUGCUACUGCUAAUAUAUUUUAGUAUUUAUAGGAUCGCAUUGUAUCGUGCAUGCAAAAAUAUGCAUGUUUAGGCGGUUUGACACAUUUCAAAAAAAAAAUAAAGAAAGAAUCAACAACCUCUAGGAAACUAGGAACAGAACAUUUUCGUCAUUCAAAUACUGCCUGAAGCCUAUUUCCAAUGUCUAUCAGUUUAUCAUUUCAAAUAUUUCCAGUGUAUGAAGCAGUAUCUGUCUGUGAUGAUCACUGAAGGAUUGGUUGGAGAUCUCAGCUGUCCAGAUGCUCAGUGUAGAAAACAAGGAAAAAUUACAGCUGAUGAGGUCAGUACUAAAAGAUGUCUAGUAUCUAGUAUCAUAAAAUUAAAAACUAUUGUAAGUAGUAAACUAUAUAUAUAUUUUUUUUACAACUGAAGUAAGAAAUAAAGAUUUAACCACUGCUUUUACUGAUUUGUUGAUAGUGUGCCAAAAAAGAAUAUUUUGUUUGGGGGGGGGGGGGGAAUUUUUUUUUAAUUUUUUUUUUUUUAUUUUUUGGGGGGGGGGGGAAAUGUUUUGUCACCAUAUUUUCAUUAUUUAUUCAACUAAUUUAUGAAAUAAUUUAUGGUUUGGUUUUAUUUUUUAAAGAAAGGUUUACAUGUUUAAUGCAUUACUUGUAAGAAUAAGCAAUUACAAUAGAUGUAGUAUUUGGUUACUUUUUGCACAAAAUUUUAUUGUCAAUUCAAUGUUUUAGAAAGUCACACCAUUUCAAUUUCAAUGUAUAGUGGUAGCGGUGUCUAAAUACUGAAAAAUUUUCUUACAAAUGUACAAAAUGCCUUUACAUGCCAACAAAGCAGACCUCAGGUACCGACCGGUAAACAGCUAUAGCUGAUGAGUUGAUUAGUUUGUUUUCUAGGUGUCCACCACCCCCCCCCCACCCCACCCAACCCUCCUCUGCAAUUGGUUUUAAACUGUGAUUUGUCUGGUGCGUUUCAGAUUGAAAAAUUGGUAGAUAAACAGACAUUUCAUAGGUACAAGAGACUACAUUUUCAAAGAGGUGAGAACUGGUGGCCUUAUGCCAACUUUAUUAACAGUCUUAGAUACCUUGUACCUUGCACUUAAAGUGAGAUGUUUGAAAUCUAAAGUGCUAUUGUUACCUCGAACAAUUUAGGGCUCCAUAUUUUUUGUUAAGGUGUGAUAUUUGUAAAACUACUUUCCUGUUUGCAUCAUUAAGUCUAUGAAUUUUUGGGCUCAAAACUAAAGAUUGCUAAAUAAGUACAUCACUGGAGAUCAUUUGUUGGAACCUUCACUGACCAAUCAUGACUUGAGGUUAUGGGAUUUAGUUUUUAAAAUACAUUUUUUAAUAAUAAUUUUGAAAUACAAAUGAUUUUUCUUGUUAAUCAUGAUUAUUUGUAAUCUAAAAUUCUCUGAUAAAACAUUUUUUUAUUAUGUUGAGACCCAGAAACAAACUUUAUUUUUUAUUUUAUUUUGCUCAGAGGUAGACCUUGACCCCAACCGAACAUUUUGUCCCGAGAUUGGCUGUGAGACUGUCUGUCAUGUCUGCUCCUCUCAGUCGCACAUUGGCGGUGGUGCUGUUUCAACAGCAGCCUCUAUUCCUGUACAGUGUCCCACAGUAAGUGCCGACAUGACUGCAGCAGUGUGGGCAUUAUUUCUUACAUUAUUUCUUUUGUUUGUGGUGCAGUUAGUAAAUUUGAUUUUUUUAAAUUAAAAUUUAAAAAAAAAUACUAAUAUGAUCUCUUGUCAUUUGAUGAUAUUCAUUAAGAUAUAAAUAUUUUGCAAAGGCACAUUUUAAAACAUGUAGAGUAAUAUUUAUGAACUUCCUGAAACACAAUGAAGAAAACAUUCUAAAAAAGGGAAUUUGUUUGGAAUUUUACACCUAAACAUUUUUUAAAAAAUUUUUAGAUCAGGAUAUCUUAGUUUUUUUUAACCUAUCUUUCCAUUGCAUCUGUUUAGUGUGGUCUUCAGUUUUGUUCAAUAUGCAAGUCAAAGUGGCAUGCUCCAAAGUCCUGUGAUGAAGUAGUUACAUCUGCACCCUUAGAGGAAUUAGGGUGAGUACCUUGGGGACCUCAGAUCAUGUACAUGGUACAUUGGAGACCAUAGGGAUCAUGGGGAUAAAUUGUAUGUUUUAAAAUAAAUUUUUUUGUAUCAAGAUCAUGAAACAUUCACAGUUUCACAGGAAUUUUUAAUCGCUGGCAUGUACAAAUAUAAUUAACAACAAUGCUAUGUUAUUUUCUUCCAGUUAUAGAAGUAAGUGGGCUUGACGAAAAAUAACUCCCUUUGAAUGACAAAUUUAAAGUAAAUCAAAUCUAGCUUUUCUUAUUAGUCAAGUCAAUUUUUAAGGACUUGUAAAAAAACUUGUCUUCCUUCUCUGCAGAAUUCCAUUUCACAACACAGAUGAUGCCAAAAUCAAAAGAUGUCCUGUGUGCCAUGUUCCAAUAGAACGCAAUGAUGGCUGUGCACAGAUGAUGUGCAAGAGGUGUAAACAUGUCUUUUGUUGGUACUGUCUCCAGUCUUUGGAUGUAAGUCUUUUAUUGGUACUGUCUCCAGUUUUUGGAUGUGAGUCUUUUGUUGGAACUGUCACCAGUCUUUUAAACACAAUUCUUUUGUUGGUACUGUCUCCAGUCAUUGGAUGCAAAUUUUUUUACACAGGUUCUGGCAGAUUUUCCUCUAUUUAAUCACACUCAAAAAAAAGAAUAAUUCCAGUUUUCUUUAUAAUUUAUGCUAAUUUCUACUUAGAAUUUUGAUAUGAUGAGACUAGGAUAAGCCCCUUCCUCUCACUUUGAUGCAAACCUAAUUUUUUUAACAUAUAUGUUAUUUUAAUGGUCUCCUACUCAGUUGAAAUUUAGCUGUUUUAGUUGUAGUGUUUCAUAAGCUUCAUAAAAAUGUCAAAGCAUUUAAUCAAAAAUUUUAGCAUAAAAUUUAUUGCCAGCUCUUGGUAAUCAUGUGGUUGCAUAUAAAAUUAAGAGUUGAUAAACACUAUGUCAAACCAAUAAAUUUGAAUACCUUUUUUUCAAGGAUGACUUUCUGCUGAGACAUUAUGACAAAGGCCCCUGUAAGAACAAACUUGGACACUCCAGGGCCUCUGUAAUAUGGCACAGGACCCAGGUAAGGAGUUACCAGGAUAAUUAACUCAGAUAACUUAAUUUGUCCCCUGUUUCUUUAAUACCAGAAUAUAUAGCUGAAUCAUGAAUGGUCCUGACAGUACUGAAUUUAAAUCACUGGUGAUUGAAAAUGAAAAACACUACAAUUAUGAUUUGUUUAUUAAAUUUGAUAUUUUUCUUUUUAUAAAGAGGUCAUCCAUAAAAGACGUCCACACAAAAGGGGGGAGGGGGGUUCAGCAAAAAGUAGACUAAAGUGGACAAAGGUGGGGAGGGGGUUUAGGACAAAGUGGAUGUCCACAUUGUAGUGUUUUUUAUUAGUGCAGCAGUUUUGCAUAAAUUUACUGCAAAUUUACUGCCGGAUCACAGUUACAGUAGCAUGCCUUUUGAUCUCCAUUGUCCAUCGGUGGCUGGGAGAAUUUCCAAGAGAAUAUGUUUCUGCGGUAAAUAUUUCCCAUCACAGGCGGCAAUGAAAAAACAUAAGGUCGUCCAUUGCAAUAUUCCUGCUAGUGAACAUAAUAUGGCAGACGAAUCAGACGAAGAGACUGCCACUCAAAUUGAAUUAGCAAUUGAAGACUCAAGAACAGAUGCUGUCAUUAUACGAAACAUGUUUGAAUGGCUGCAGUCCGAAAUUUCCGUUGAUUGAAGAAUGGUGGAUUAUUUGUUUAUUACAUUUUUUAAUACUAUUUUAAUAGUAAUAAUAAUAAUAUUUUUUUGAACAGUUAUUAUUUCAUUUAGAAUUUUGCCUGCAAAUAAUUGUAAUUUCUAAAAAAAAAUCUUUUUAAAUACAUAAUCUUUAUAUUGUUGUACAUUUUCCCAAAAUAUUCAUUAAUUUAAGUUCGGUAAAUUUUAUGUUUUGGACGUCCACAACGGUGGGUCAAGUCAAAUAUGGAAAAAGGGGGAGGGGGGGGGGGUAAAAAAAAAGCAAAAAAUUGGUGGACGUCUUUUAUGGAUGGCCCCAAAGCAGAAAACUAAUCAAAAUUUUAAGUGAAAGAACUUUUUAAGAACUGAAAUUUUUUGUUCUUUAAUUACCGGUAUACAGAACCAGUUAAAGUGAUUUUCCCAUCUUUGUAUUAACUUUAUCAUGGGUUACAAAAUUUGUGACUGUGUGUAUAAUUUUAUUUUAGUUUUCUCUGGUGACUUAAUGAAUCAUAAAUACAAUGUUUAUUAAAAAAAUUUCAACUUUCUCUUUUCUUCCAGGUGGUAGGAAUAUUUGCUGGAUUUGGUGUUUUACUGCUGGUUGCCUCCCCUUUCCUCCUCCUUGCAGCACCUUGUAUCCUGUGCUGCAAGUGCAAGAUUUGCAGGUGCUGUGAUGAAGAAGAAGGAGAUGGCUUCUCCACUUGACACAAGGAGGCUAUGCUCUGAAUUUUGUUGCUUGUUCUGAUAAACUGACACAUCCUCUCCAUGUUAAAUGGAUCACCCACUUGAAACUAGACUGUGGGCUUUUCAGAAUAUUUGGUGCUUGUUCUGCUAUGGCUGUAUCUGUGUAACACAGGAGCUGACAUCUGGGUAUACCUGUGAGAUAAAUGAUGUGUCUGUCUUUGAGUUUAGAGCUGGCUGAGCAUAUCUGUUGCAUCAGAGCUGAGUACGUGCUUGACAUCUGGGUAUAUGUGUACCACUGGAGCUUAGUAUCUUUGUAACAAUGGAACUUGUGUGAGAUAUCAGACCUGUCUGUCUGUGUUGUUAGAGCUGAGAAUCUGUUUGACAUCAGAGUAAUGUAUAUGUGUGACGUCCGAGCUGAAAACUUCAGCAGCUGGAUUAUGAUGUGCCCUGUCCUAUUUCUAAUACAGGAAAAUAACUUUUUGGGGGGAAAAAAAUCACCAAUGUGUUAAUGUGUUGUAAAUGGUAUAUCUCACGCUGCUUCAAAUCAGAAGAGUCCUGGUACGGUACAAGCCAGUGAAAAAAAAACAACAAAUUACCGGUAUGUGAUAAAGAGGUGAUCCAUAUAGUGAAUACUAAAUAUUCCCAUUUCAGUCUCCCUUCCAGUUGUCUAGUGUAUAUUUUGGACAUCUAAAAUCUAACUAAACACUCUCUCCCCCCAUCUUUUUAAGAUCCAUAAGUUUGAGGCAGAUUUAUUUCAAACUAAUCUCCUGACACCCUUCCCCACUUUGGGGUAUAAAAUACCAGUAUAUGGUUGGCUCCCCAAGUACACCUUGUGUAUAUGCUCACAUAAAAUAUUAUUGGGGAGGUCUCUUUUUUUUAAAUUUGUAUUUAUACACCGUGUUUGAGGAUCUGUAGCUUUUGCUUAUUUUAAGUCUUUUGUUUUGACACUUUGUGUUGAAUUUAAUUUAUCUCACUUAUGUCAGGGGAAUUCACUGUUCAGUCCUUCACUUGUAUAAUUAGCUGUAAGAUUAAGUUGAAGGUAAAUCAAAAUGUGUGUUUGCGAACUGUCAAUCUAUUGCAACUCCAUUACAUUGAUUGCCCUGACAGUUCAAGUUGUAGGAUUAUGUUUUUAUGCUUAAUUCAUGUAUAAAAUCAAUCAUCAGUUGUGUGAUUACUGGUAAAUAAAAUCUUUUUUCUUUUACCGGUCCUGAGGAUCUUAUUUUCUUAACCUAAAAUGGUUGGAUUGUGUCUUUAAAAUAGGACAGGAUUUGUGCGGGCCAAAAGAAAAUAGGAUGGGGGGAAAGCUAUACUAUUAAGAAAAUAAUACGAAUAAAGAAUAUUUCCCGGACCCAAGUGGAUGCUGGCAGGCGGCAUGUGGCCUGCUUGACAAGGUUAAAGUAAAUUUUAUACGUCCAGCCAUAACAUAUACAAAUAUUUCUACCCUAUAAAUUAGUAUAAAUUAGAAAAGAAAAUUUGUUUGUCAUUUUUUUAAUUUAAGAUUCUCUGGGCCCUAUUUCUGAAAUCUAAUUUUAAUUUUCACUAAAGCACAGGUAGUUAUAAUUUAAACAUUUUGUUCAAUUUACUUCUUAAAUUUCAAUUAAGUUAUGUUAUUUAAAAAUCUGAGACUUAGAUUGGAAUCUGAGAUGGGUCCUUUUUAUUUAAACAUACAUUUAUAACAUUUAAACUUUUAUUACAUUACAUUAAAUAUUUCAUUCUUGGGGGAAGAAAGGUAGUUGUUGCAUACCUUUGUGAUUGUUGAAAUAAUUGUUCCUUGACUAUAAUUAGAAGUAGGAUUUUAAUAUAUACACUAGAGCUCACUGGUUGAGCUGCCCUAAUGGAUAUGAAAUAUUAUUUUCGUUUUAUAAAUUAUAUAUCAUGUAUGAUCUUUAAAUGCUCAUCUCAUAUAAAUUGCUGCUUUGGUUGAAAAUGGAGCUUGAUGAUUUGCUUUGAAUAAAAUUUGAGAGACAUAUGUUUUAAAUAAAAGACACAAUAAGUUGAAUCAUAAAAUAUAGUGUUCAAGUUUUUAAAAUAAGAAAAAAAAUAUUUUGUUCAGGACAUUUUCAAAUUUGUCUUGGAAAUUUUGAAUGCAUUUUGCUAAAUAAAUUUCCAGGGCUGAUCCAAAUUGUGAAUUUUUUUAGGUGAUAAUUUUCUUUUCAUUUAAUUUACAUUUUCCAUUAAGAUUUCAGUGUUGAAAUAUAAAUGUUUAAAAAAAUAAUUAAAAAUCCCUAAAAUUAAAAUAUUGAAGGAACUAAAGAUUGAAAAACACUGUGGUCAAAAUAAGUUGACAUACUAAUUGUUUAUUAUUUAAUGUUCUUUACAAGAAAUAUACAACAAAAAGCCAUUACCACACAUAUUUUAUAAUUUCAAGUAAAAAUGUAAAGCUCCCACUCCCUGAUAAAAGUGACAGAUAUGGUCUUUCAUUUCAGAAAGCUAGCAGCAAAUAACAUAACAGUACACUAAAGAUCUCUCUAUUGUGGCUUAUGAUACAUUUUAUGGGAUGUGUAAUAAAUUGUAGCAGUUUCCCCUAACAUUUGUUUAUAUUCUGCAGUCCUGUUAGACUAGGUCUUGGAGUCCCUACAAAAAUAAAAAUACAUUAUAACAAUUGAUCUAUAUUUUUUAAUAUACUGUUAUACAAAUACAACUAAAAAAUAUUUAAUUAAUUUAACUUGCUAUAUUAUAUAUACUGUAAAAAUAAUUUCACUGGCUCCCCAGGUUGGGAUUAGAUACUUGCUUCACAAGGGUGAGAGAUUUAAAUUCAAUAUCCUUAGGGUGCCCCUACAUAAAAUAAAUAAUUGGAUAUGAAAAUUAGGUAUUCAAUGUACAGUAUUUAUAAUUUAUUUGACUUACAUUAAUAUUUUUGAAGAGUGGAGCAGUUUUUCAAUUUUGCUAGUAUAAGAUGUCAUAGUAGUACUGGUAGUAGACACAAAGCUAUGUUAAGUUAUAUACACUGAGAUGUAUAUUAUGUUGUCUGUGAUGUCAUUUUUAAAAAGUACUGUAGCAACUUACUUUUUUUGCAGUGUCUAAUUUAAUUGUAUUAGCAACAUCUUGUGAUAAAAAUUCAUGUUAUAUUAAUUUAUACACUUGUCUUUACUAUAUUAUUUUUUAAAAUACUGUUAUCACUGAAAAUGCAGGUUUCUAAAUUUUAAAGCUGGAGACCACCCCCCCCCCCUGUUUGAUUUUCAAUGCAAAUAACUUUAGCAACAAUUCUAUACUCAAAUUUUCUAUUUUUAAUUGUAUUAGCAACAUUUUGUGAUAAAAAUUCAUUUUAUAUUAAUUUAUACACUUGUCUUUACUAUAUUAUUUUUUAAAAUACUGUUAUCCCUGAAAAUGCAGGUUUCUAAAUUUUAAAGCUGGAGACCACCCCCCCCCCCUGUUUGAUUUUCAAUGCAAAUAACUUUAGCAACAAUACUGUACUGAAAUUUUCUAUUGACAAAAUAUAAAGCCAGGAGUUUAUAAUAAAAAUGUGCUCUAAGAGUUUUGAAAUAGUACGAUUACUACUAAUGUAUUUUUAGCAUGCCUUUAUUUUUUUCUUUAGAACAUCAAUGGGCCUUUCAACACAAGAUUUGAUAAGAAACUUUUUAACUUGCAAAAUUUAUUUUGAAACUGAAGAGGGAUCUCAUCACAAUUUUUGCAUGUAAUUUAUUAGUCUUUCAGUGUCAUUGAAAUAUGCCAGUCAUUUAUUUGAUAAAU